AUGAAUAUCGCUCCUUUAUUGUUUUUCAUUCAACUUCUGUGGUCAAUUCCAAAUCUGCCAAUAUUCAAGACUGCAAACGCAUCUCGAUUUGAAGUUCGCUCGUUACCAGAUAGUCCCGCUUUGCCGGCUAACUGGGCUGGGCGACUGCCAGUGCCUGGACGGAAAGAUGGGAAUGAGGUCUUCUUCUGGUUGUUCGAAGCAGAGAACAAAGCAUAUGAUGAUACCUUCAUCAUUUGGUUCAACGGCGGACCAGGUUGCUCGUCUAUCGUAGGGCUAACGGGCGGCAACGGGCCUAUCUCCUUCGUCGGAAACUCGAUUGUCCUCGAACGCAAUCCCUACUCCUGGACCCAGCUUGGUCAUGUCCUGUAUGUGGACCAACCGGUUGGCACGGGAUUUUCGACCGCCAGCGUUCCUUACCCUGUAACCAACAACGAAAUGGUGACAGCGGACUUUGUGGACUGGCUGAACGGAUUUUUUACGUACUUCCCGCAUCUGCAGUCGAAGAAAAUACAUUUGAUGGGCGAGUCCUACGCAGGGAUCUACAUUCCCUACUUCACCGCCGCCCUGAUGGAGAGCAAUACCACGCAUCCACUCGACAUCCGCUCCAUGUCACUCGGCGACGGGUCAUGGGGAAACGCAGCCGCAAUGUCCUCCGUCGCCAUGGGCGCAUACAUGCGUUCACAGACAACUGCACUCAAACUGCCCAAAGACAUCCUCGCAGCCUUUGACGCCGCAGAUCAAACCUGCGGUUUCGACUAUGUCCUGGCCGAGGCACAGGUCUAUCCACCCCAGGGGAAGAUUCAUAUUCCGGGGAACCCAGAGAACUUCAAUUAUCGGCGACGCCGGCGGGAUAUGACGGAUGUUCUGAACGCUUCCUGUAGCAUAUCGCCGCGAACUGUAGCAGAGGUGAAUGAGUCCAUCUUCAACUCGACCUGCUAUGGCCCGUGUGCCACAUACUCUACCGCAAUGGACUAUGUGGACACCGCUUCCGCCGCUGGCACGGGCAUUCCCUGCUUUGACGUUUAUGAUAUCCAUCAUGAUUGUAGCACGGUCAACAGCUUGGCCCUGAUGGCUGAAUAUUUCAGCCGUGCCGACGUUCAAGAUGCACUACACGUUAGCGGUAGUGGGACCUACAGUGCAUGUAAUUCGACUAUCCUGGGCACAUUACUCGGUGCUCCAUCGGUAGUGCCCCCGGCGUACUCGAUUCUGCCUGCCCUGGUCACGGAGUAUAAUGUCUCGCUGCAUAUCUACAACGGAGAGUGGGAUAUGCUGCUCAACCAUAUCGGCACCGAGCUGUCUAUCCAAAAUAUGACAUGGCGUGGUGCUCAAGGGUUUUUGACGAAGCCGCAGCAAUUGUUCUAUGUCGAUGAUGCUAAGCCUGUGCAAAGCGUGGAUGGGUCGAGGUCAGGAGGAAGAAAUGCGAGGGCGAAAGUGGCAGGCCACUGGGCAGAGGAACGGGGGGUCUCGUAUCAUUUGUUUCGGGAAGCAGGUCAUAGUGUCUUUGCUAACAAGCCGCGCGAGAUGUUUGCGUACGUUCGUGAUGUGGUGGUUGGAACGAAAAGGGUUUGA
Molecule: messenger RNA, 1569 nt
Organism: Penicillium daleae
Lineage: Eukaryota; Fungi; Ascomycota; Eurotiomycetes; Eurotiales; Aspergillaceae
Gene: cp9
Product: putative serine carboxypeptidase
Exons: 2
Coding region: 1-1569 (522 amino acids)
Biological process (GO): apoptotic process; proteolysis
Cellular component (GO): trans-Golgi network
Molecular function (GO): serine-type carboxypeptidase activity
Source: RefSeq, a predicted model, not a curated record